Molecule: messenger RNA, 3547 nt
Organism: Quercus robur (English oak)
Lineage: Eukaryota; Viridiplantae; Streptophyta; Magnoliopsida; Fagales; Fagaceae
Exons: 12
Coding region: 396-3314 (972 amino acids)
Biological process (GO): DNA repair
Cellular component (GO): nucleus
Molecular function (GO): protein binding; nucleic acid binding; zinc ion binding
Source: RefSeq, a predicted model, not a curated record
UACGAGGUGAGUGGAGGGAAGGAGUUAAUUUUAACUUUUUUUUCCCUACCAAAUCCCUUAUCAUUAUCGCAUUCGCACAACGCCUGAGAAAAUUUUCAACGCUUUGGUUCAGAACAAGCACUACGCUACGGUUUGGUUUCAACUUUAAGAACAGUCAAACUAGGUUUUGGGGUUGUAUCCAAUGUGUUUACUUCUAUUUCUAACAUUUUGAUCAAAGCCCAUGCCAUGUGUAAGAAGAAUUAUGUCUAUGGAGGGUGCACUCCAGGUGCUCGAUCAAAUGCCUGUGCCUAAUUUGGUUACUUUUUUCGUAGUGUAAGCCGAACCCAUGACUAUUCUUUGUCUUUAGUUCACAGAUUUGGUUAUAGUAGGCGGACGAAUCAUUCAUCAUUUAUUGGAUGGAUUCUUCUUCUUGUACAAACAAUACUAACACCAAUAAUAAUAAUAAUAAGAAGAAGAAGAAGAAGAAGAGAGGCAGUUGUUAUUGCAUGAUCUUGCCUCCUCAUCCUCCUCCCAGUAAGAAAAACAAAUCCGGAAAGGCAGCAUUGCUUCAUCUCAAACCUCUCAUCUCCACAUCUGAGUCUUCAUCCCACUCUUCCAUUUCCAUCUCUCUUGAGCCAAAUCGACCUUUCACCAUUGGUCGCAGCACUCGCCACUGCAAUUUAGUCUUUGAUGACCGCCGUGUCAGCAACCAACAUUGCUUCAUUCUCUUCGAUGCUUCCCUUCUUAAGCUCUAUCUUCUUGACGGGUCUUCUUUGAAUGGAGUUUUUGUCAAUGGGGUUAGGAUUGGAAAACCCGAGGAAUUGUCUGCAGGCGAUGAGGUUCUCCUUAUUUGCGCCAAAAAUCAGUGUCUUCGCAUUGGUUUUAUUAUUCUAAGCAUUGUUUUUGAGAAUAAUGUGGAAGAGGAUAUGCUUGUUGUACAAGCGUGCAGCAAUAAUCGAAAAAUUAACAAAAGGAUUGUCGCUUAUAAUCCCAUAGUUGGAAGGGUAGACUCUCUUCUAACUCGCUGUAGAAACAUAUUACAGAGUCAUGACCCCAUUUUGCAUUUAUGUGGUGCUGCUAUUUACAAUGACAAUACGACUGAUAUUUCAUCAUUGAAUUCUUUGAGCAAAGACAACAAUGCUCCUCAUUUUGUUCCACCACCCGGGAAGAGUUUUUAUUUGAAUCGCCUUGAAUUUAUGCACCAUACUCCAUUGAGUCAUAAUCCUGUUGUUUCCUUGCUGGAACUUCUAUACCCUGUGGAAAGCCUCUCACGAUUGUUUAUUGCGACAUUUACAAGCGACAUCUUAUGGUUUUUAUCAUAUUGUGAGAUUCCUUUCCAUCUGCCAGUUACAAUUGCAUGCCAUAACACUGAGAGAUGCUGGAGUUCAGGCCCUGAUAAAAGAUCGUCUAUUCCAUACCCGGAAUUUCCAAACUUAGUUGUAGUGUAUCCCCCAUUCCCUGAGGCUAUAGCUUUUGGUAAAGACUGCAAGAAACAAGGCAUUGCUUGCCAUCAUCCAAAAUUGCUUGUUUUACAAAGACAAGAUAGUAUUCGUGUUAUCAUUACUUCUGCUAAUUUAGUGGCAAACCAGUGGAACAGAGUGACAAAUACAGUUUGGUGGCAAGAUUUCCCUCGCACAAGUUCACCUGACUAUUCAUCCCUUUUUAGCCAUAUUUAUCAUGGGGAUACAAAUAAAGAUUCAAAACCUGACUUUGCUGCUCAGCUGGCUGGAUUUAUGGCGUCGCUUUUGACUGACGUACCCAGUCAGGCCCAUUGGAUUGUUGAGUUGACAAAGUAUGACUUUGGAGGGGCUAAGGGACAUCUAAUUGCUUCAGUACCCGGGAUUCAUUCUGACAGAGUUCCCUCUAUGAUUGAAACCAUGCAAUUCUUACCUGCUAAUCAAGCAUUUAGUGUGAAAUUCCUUGGUUUAGUUGAAGCAUCUGUUGUUGGUUUAAGUCACCUAUUUCGAACUGCAGCAGACUCAAAUGGUGCACAGCUUAAGAAACUGGCUGCUUCUCUGAGGAAAUCUUGUGAAAAAGCAUAUGGGGUUUUGGAGAUUCUUUUAAUAAGAAACAAAAAUGUGCCUGCAGAUGCAAAUGCUGUGAGCGUUUUUGUUCCUAAUCCCAAUGAGUUCUCAAAGGGAGAUUGCAUGCAGCUUGGCUUUCUGCCUAGAAAUGUUGCAAAGUGGGUUUCUCCACUCUGGGAUAUUGGAUUCUUCAGAUUUUCUGGAUAUGUUUGUCCUAAAGAAGCCCUUGCAGCUGCUUUAGGCAGAAACAGUGUGAAAGUACAAUUGAUACUGCAUGUGUCUCAGGGGCCUCAUUUUCAAGAUAUAUCAAGAAUGAUGCAACCUGAACAUGUGAUUUCAUUAUGCUCUCUCAUUGCUUCAGUUCAAAGGUGUUCAGGCUUAUGGCGAUUGCAGGAGGUCUUAGGUCAAUAUAAAUGGCCAGAAUCAUUAGAGUCUGAUUUUAUCUAUGGUGCAUCCUCCAUUGGGUCAUCAAUGAGUUCACAAUUUCUAGCUGCAUUCUCAGCAGCUUCUGGAAAGAGAUCAUUGCAAUCCUUUGAGUCUGAAGAGUCCGAUCCAGAGUGGGGCUGCUGGAGUGCUAGUCAAGAAUCAAAAUGUCCAUCCAUCAGGAUCAUUUUUCCCACAAUUGAACGGGUGAAAAAUGCAUGUAAUGGAAUCUUGCCUUCAAAACGCGUUCUUUGCUUCUCAGAGAGAACAUGGCAAAGGUUGAGGACUGCAAACAUACUUCAUGAUGCUGUUCCUCAUCCCCACGAUAGAGUAGGACAUCCAAUGCAUGUCAAGGUGGCACGGAGACGCUUCCAGUCUAAGAUGGAUGCACCUUCAUCUGGCUGGGUUUACUGUGGGUCACAUAAUUUCAGUGCAGCUGCUUGGGGACGACCAAUUUCCAAUUCAGGUAGUCAAGCCAAUAGACUUGAGAAGGGCAACUCUUCUUUGGGUUUGAGGCUUCACAUAUGCAACUAUGAACUUGGGAUCAUAUUCAUCUUUCCCCCAACAAAGACAAAGGGCGACACUGGCGAAAACUGUUCAAACUUGGAUGAUGUUGUUUUGCCUUAUGUUGUGCCUGCUCCAAAAUAUGGUUUCAAAGAUAGGCCAGCAACAAUGCAGGCUAUGAGGGAGGCAUUAGCUGAACUUACUAAGCAAGAGAGAGAAAAAUUUGCAGAAAUAAUUGCUACAGAAGAAAUGGUGGAAGAGAUCUUGGAUGAAGAGGAGGCGGAAGCAAUUGAGGAAACUAGUUAUGUUGUAGAGGAGAAGGAAGAUGAGAAGGUUUAUGCGGAGCAGUUGUGGAGCCAAGUUGACUCAUCACAGAGUUGCUGAUGCUGAAUAAUUAUUAUUAUUAUUAUUAUUAUUAUUUAUUUUUUAUUUUAUAUAAGAUAGAAUUUCUAUUCUAGCCUAAUCUAAGUGUAUAUAUGUAUAAAUCUCCUUCUUGGAAACUUGAAUCCCGGCUCUUGUCCCCCACACUCCAUAAGUAUUUAUAUUUGUAGAGUGAUCACCGCACCAAAGGUGCGCGGUGGCACCGAAUAAUUAUUAAGGGAAAGAGUUUUGAGUCA